AUGGGCUCACCCUCCAUCGCUUGCAUCGGCAUAAUUGGAAAAUUUAACGACCCUCUCCAUAUUUCAAUAUUCUCACCCCAUGAAGCCUCCAGGCUCGAGCUCUCAUUUCUCUUAAACUCAUGUCUCGACCUCUUUGAGAUACGCCGGAAGCACACCUCGGUUGAUCAGGAUUUGGGUUUGUUGCAUGCCUUUGACGAACGAUUCGCGGCCUAUGGCUGGCUCACAAACACCGAUGUGAAAUUUUUAAUAAUCGUGGAUAUGGGCGCGCAACCCGUAUCGGGAAGGGAUGAGAAGAAAGUCCCACCCCUUACUUUCCGGGCAUUGCAGUCAGCAUAUAUUAAGCUGCUGCAAAAUCCCUUCUACCAGGCCAAUGAUGGCACUACACCUUUAGGGAGAACCACCAUGUUUACCUCAGAACAUUUGAAAACGGCAAAUAAUAAAUUUGUUCAAGAAAUUCAUCAUAUUGGUGAAUCUUGGUCUGUUGAUACUAAAGGUGAUUAA
Paracoccidioides lutzii Pb01 is the source of this 501-nucleotide messenger RNA. RefSeq lists its product as hypothetical. Gene Ontology annotation, cellular component: nucleus; cytoplasm; TRAPP complex. The coding region runs from base 1 to 501 and encodes 166 amino acids. Gene Ontology annotation, biological process: endoplasmic reticulum to Golgi vesicle-mediated transport. The record is from RefSeq and is a predicted model, not a curated record. The transcript has 3 exons.